Messenger RNA from Durio zibethinus, 1584 nucleotides. RefSeq lists its product as uncharacterized. NCBI's taxonomy places the organism in Eukaryota, Viridiplantae, Streptophyta, Magnoliopsida, Malvales, Malvaceae. The record is from RefSeq and is a predicted model, not a curated record.
UAAGUCAUUUUGGAUCCAAGGCCUCUCUCUCUCUCUCUCUCUCUCUCUCUCUCUCUCUCUCUCUCUCUUUCUGGAUCUAGAGCGUCUCCUCUCUUCAAACCCUAAUAUGAAAAUGCCCCCUCUGUCUUAAUUUUUUAUUUUUCUAAACAAAAGCAAAAUUUUCUUUUUUGGCGGGACAAGUGGAGGAUUUUCAAUUAAAACACCUAAGAUUUCAAAACCCUAGCUACCAGUUUUUCUUAAUCCGAUUCCGAUCGUAUUCGAGCUAGGGUUUACUUUUUCUUUCCCUUUUCUCUUUUCAUACCGUUCGGUUGUUGGUGAAUCAACAGAUGUCUCGGUGUUAUCCGUUUCCUCCACCGGGGUACGUAAAGAACGGUAUCCGCGAUGAGGCACUGAUUGAAUCGAUUAAGAUUCAGAGAGAAGAAAAGAAGGCCAAGAAAGAAAGGAAGAAAGAAAAGAGAGAGAAGAAAGAGAAGAAACGGGAGAAGAAAGACAGAGAUAAUGUCCGGGACAAUGGACAAAUUGAAAGUAAAAAACAAGGUCAUAAGAAAAGGCAUAAAGAUGAGAGGAGCCAAGAUGAUAAAAAAGGAGGAGAUCAUCAUAAGAGAAGAGAUAAUGAAGUUGAAAGUUUUGAGAAGAGUACGCUUACUGAAGAACAUGGUCAUGCAGUGGGACCCCAGAACUCUUCCGAUAGCACCCUUAACAGCAACGAAAUACAGAAGAUCAUCUCAGCUCCUGACAGUGGGCAUAUUCCUGGAAGCAUUAUCCGGAUCCGUUUGCCUUCUCAAAGGCAUAAAGAUCCUGAAGUGCUGCCCAGCAAGGAACAGCCUUGCUCUACCUCAGGAAGGAUUGAUGAUUCCUUUGUUCAAGCGAUGCAUGAGCAUGCUUCUAGACCAGGCAGAGAACUGGAAAAACGUCCUUGUUCUACUUCCAGUAUUGGACGAUCAGAACUAACUUUCAAGCUCAGCAAAGAAAAACCUUGCUCUUCUUGCGCAUCAGAAAGUCUUGGUAACAAGGCUGAGGCAUUUUUGCCAUCAAACUUGUGUGGCAGUUGCUCUCCUACGCUAGCUUUAGAAUUCAAAAUUCUUGUGGAGGAUUGGGUGGUGCCUACACUGCAGACUGAGUGGACCAGUUUUGGUGAUGAGGACUGGCUGUCUCAGAAGAAGCAGAAUCUCAAUGGUAGGGUUGAACGCAGCAAAGAUGGAAAUGUUGGCUUGAGUCAAAUGAACUCAACAACUUGGCCACAUGCUUGCUACUUGCCCGAGGCUGAUAUAUAUGCUUUACCUUUCACAAUACCAUUCUAAAAUGUGUGCAGAGGAAAAGGCGUGCAAAAGUGCUGAAAGGGGUGGUUAUGGUCUUUGUUCUUGGUGCUGAAAGUGUGAAGUGUUUGUUGCCGGCAUUUCAGCUUCUUCUUUCGUUUGGUGUGGGGACUUGGACCUCAAUUGACAAGGAUAAAUUUUGUGCGGCGACCCUUACAGGAAAAUGGCUACAGAGGCUUUUUCUUUUUUAUGUUUUAUUGGUGAAAAAGAGUAUUGGUGAAUCAGAGGUUCAAUUCUUUACAGUAAUACGAGUAUUAUUCUUUGUUCA